Molecule: messenger RNA, 4713 nt
Organism: Hippocampus comes (tiger tail seahorse)
Lineage: Eukaryota; Metazoa; Chordata; Actinopteri; Syngnathiformes; Syngnathidae
Gene: ankle1
Exons: 9
Coding region: 324-3758 (1144 amino acids)
Biological process (GO): double-strand break repair via homologous recombination; resolution of meiotic recombination intermediates
Cellular component (GO): cytoplasm; nucleoplasm
Molecular function (GO): DNA endonuclease activity; protein binding
Source: RefSeq, a predicted model, not a curated record
UUUGGAGGGAAGUUUUGUAUACACUGUAGUCGAAAAUAAUAGACAAAAGGUUGCCAUGAUAUCGAGGUCGUAGGUUUAAGAAAAACCGCAUUAAAUGAUUUGAUCGAGGUGCAUGGCAAUAUUGAACUGCUGAACGCUUAUGCCGAUUACCGUGUUGCAUUAUGCACACAUAAUACCCAAACGCAACUCCUUAGUUUCUGGGUUAGCCUGUUCGCUGCAGUCUUAUUACCUCGAUCGUGUUGCUGCAAGGAUGUAAAUACUGUAAUCCCACCGUGCAGACCCGAAUAAAGGAGAACCUUUUUAUGUUUUGAACGAAUGUGGCCAUGGAUCAGAAGAGAAGACUGGAAAGUCAGCUGUGUGCAGCAGUGAACAAGGGAGAACCUCGAUCUGUGCAGCUACUUCUCUCCCAGGGUGCAAUCCCUGACCUUGUGGGGAGUAAGGGGGUGGCUGCCAUACAUUUGGCUGUCGGCAAAGAAACUGAAAAGAACAUGCGUUGCUUGAAACUGCUACUGCAACACGGUGCUGAUCCGAAUGUUAGAUCAUCAGAGGGCCUAACUCCCCUUCAUGUCGCUGCAAUUUGGGGAUGCUAUCAAAAUCUGAAGUUGCUUUUGAUGAAUGGUGGGAACCCCAACAUUAAAGAUAACGAAGGAAAUACACCAGUGCGCCUUGCAGAACUGGAGGACAACAGAAGGUGUGCUCAGCUUUUACAGGAGUAUGUAUCCAGUUGUGCGGGCACGGGAGAGGAGGACCUGCCUCAAUUCAAAUACACGGUAUAUUCUGACUGCACAGACACAUCUUGCUUUCCUGACCGUGGCUACAGCUUCACGUCCCAGUCAUCUGUGAUAAGUGACCUUGGUGAAGUCCCUUUAAGCAGCACGAGGCGGUCUUCAUUUUUUAACCGUUCAAACAUAAAUGGAAGGACAUCUUGCAAAGCAUUCAUGUGUAACAGACUCUUGGAUGGAGACACUGAAAUGCAAGAUAAUCCGAACUCCAGCACCUUCUUACACUGGCCGUCUGAAGAGGCCUCCUUUUUAUCAAGCACACGGAUGUCCACAGCGGGACCCACAAUACCAUUUCCAAAGGGAAAUGAUGUGUUUGCUGAUAAGGAUGUGCUCUUGUCAGAAGGAGCUGUACUUAAUAUACCCACGGCGGAUGGACAAAUUGCUACUGCCAAAAUCAACUCGCCUCCCAGAUCUCUCUCCAGACGAGCAAACGGUAAAAGUGUCAGCUUCUGUGAUGUUGACGAAUAUUUUCCUGUUUUCACUCCUGAAUCUCCGAAAAAGAUGGCGGCUGUUGAGGAUACGCAGGGUGAUGGCAUCAUGUCUUUCAACCUUUCGGAGUAUUCUGGCUUUCUCGAUUCCGAACGUUUGGCAACAGUUCUCCCGCAGCAGGGCAUAGAUGUCACCUCACCAGACCAUGUCUUUGUUUUUUGCCGGGAAAGUAGUGAAAGUACAGGCGACGACUUGGAGAAAACAGUCAUCAGUCAGUGUGCUUCGGAAGACGAUGAUAAAAAGGGGGAUGAGGUUGUAAAUGAAGCUCUAGGGAACAUAGAAGAACAGCCGGAACAUCCAAGUAAGCCCAGCAGUAGCAGCGGAGGCAGCAGUAGCUAUGGUAGUUGUGAAAGUGACCAUUACGCCAGCGCGCUGGAUAUUUCCGUGCCCCCCAAACGGCUUUCUUUUUCUGACCAAACUACCAAACGCCCCGAAGAAGACGUCCCACAAGCUCAAAGUGAACCUCGAAUUGAUGUUUUUGAACUUGAUAAACUGAGCCCGACUGAGGAUAAUUAUCAAAGGACUAACGUGGUUAAGGCUCGCACUGAUCCUGAUGGAAUUACCUCAAGUGAGGAAAACUACCUGUUGGAAGACAUUCAAUCAGAUAACCCAUCAGAAGGCAAAGAACCGUUUACACCAAGUCCAUUCGUAACAGGCCGGACACAGUCGAGGCUUAGCCGCUGCUCACUUAGAAAUAGCAGAACCCCUGAGAGCCUCUUUCGCACUUCUUGCCUGUUUGAGGAGACGCUUCCUAAACCAGUGCGAACUCGGCACACAACUCCCAGAUCUCAGAAAAACAACUACAGUUCGCCACGUUCUCCAUGUUUCAUACCGUCCAAUUCAGAUAAUAGCACAGCACCAGAUUCGUUGUGCGGAGAUUAUCCAGGCACUCCGUCCAGCACCCUCGGAGCAGGUUCAUGUGUGAGAUCGAGCCAAGCUGAUACCCUCAUCCUUCCCAAAAGCAUCUGUAGCACAUUUGCUGAGUCACAGACUCUUUGUGACACUGUUAUCUUAGAGGAAAAUCACGAAUCCUCAAUGGAUUCCUACGAAAGAAAUCUUGCAGAGGUCAUCCAGGCCCUACAAGGACAAGAGGUUGGACUUUCUGAAGGUAAGGAUUUUUUGACAGAUGACGUGACAAGUACAGAUGAGGCAACAAAGAAGGCAAACGAUUUUCCCAAAGUACCUUGCCAACAGCAAGAUGACGUCUGGAUCACAGGGGACACUAGCUCGCAUACAGAAUCUGUCUCGUCUUCAUCCAGCUCCAGCUAUUUUUCCCCAAGGAAGUCAAGGGAAAGCUCAGAUCUUCCAUGCACGCCAGGUACCGGAUGCACUCCUCGAUACAGCAUGAGUCUGCUAUCGGCUCACCGCAAGUCACAGCACCUGGCCAACCUGUCUUACACUCCUGGGGGGCGUCCGCACAUUGAGAAUUCAGAUGAACCGGUGGAGUACCUUUACACUGAUACGGAGCAGGGUCACAAACUAAUUGAGGCCCACAUUCCACCGAGCGCUAACACCUCGCACAGCUCCAGCAUCAGUACCACGAGCAGUGAGGAGACCAUCCUCUAUGACUGGCGCUCCAUGCAGACCAAUACAGCAGACUGCAAAGAAAACCAGAAGCCACCAGAAGGCCCCAAUGACAAGAAGGCCAAUGAGGUUCAGUGUAAAUUGUUGCUGGAGACGGAAGGGAUGACGGAUAAGGAGCUCAGACGGAGGCUCAUAGAGGUGGGAGAAAGUCCAGGACCCAUUAGUCGUCGAACCAGGCCAGUCUACAUUCAAAGGCUGCGCCGCUUGUUGCAUGGGUCUAACUCGAAACCAUCACAGCACCAAGAUCAAGUAGAACAGCCACAAACAGGACGUGAAGGUUAUAGCGCAGAGCUGAAUUUGGCCCUGCGAACGUUCAAGCUGCCCGACUGUCAGGAGGAUGAGCAGGCCUUGUGCCAACAAUUUGAUCAACCAGAUCAGAACAGAAAAUGGAGAGAGGGCAAUAUCAAGUCCAGCUUCAAUUACCUGCUGCUCGAUCCAAGAGUGACCAAAAAUCUUCCGUGUCGUAGUCACGGCAUGACCCUACAGGACUGUUUCCAGACAUUUGUCAAUGCCGUUUUCUAUGUGGGCAAAGGAAAACGCUCACGCCCUUACAGUCAUCUUUACGAGGCCUUGGAGUACUACAAAGGCGAUAAGACUUCAAAGAAACUCUGCCCCAAAGUGCAGCAAAUACUUCAGAUAUGGAACGCCGAGCAGGGGGUCAUCUCACUGCAUUGCUUCCAGAACGUCAUUCCUGUGGAGGCCUACACAAGAGAGGCCUGCAUGGUAGAGGCCAUUGGAUUGAAGAUGCUCACCAACCUGAAGCGCGGAGAUUUCUAUGGUGUGGUGUCCAAUUGGCAGCUGAAGAAAAAGCGCGAGCUGGGUGUCCAUCUGCUCUACAGGGCCAUGCAGAUAUUCCUGGCUGAGGGUGAGCGACAGCUCAGACCAGCAGACAUAAGACAGUGAGGAAUGAAGAGAAAACAUCUUGAUACAAACUCAAACUCAACAAUUUGCGAUUGCGUUUCAUCCUGAUGGUUCCUGAACAAGAGCUGGAAUUACUUACAGUACGGUUACCGCUCUGCAGACUGCAGACCGGGAUUUGUGAUCAAGUGUGACUGCAAAAAUGUCAGGAAAAGCCUCCUCGAACAUCUGAAUUUUAUUUGGGGUUAAUUAGAAUUCCUUUUCUGUAAGUGGGGGCAGGUGUGGGCUGACUCACAUUUAACAUGACUUUGAAUGUAAUUGGUGAAACAUAGCCACAUUCCCAGUUAUUCAGAGGGUAUGUACACUUGUGCAACCACAUUAUCUCAGUUGUUUAUUCUUCCUCUCUGAGAAAAGUUUCAUUUCUUUCACGUGGGUGGUACAGUUUAUAGAUCACAUUCAUGGUGGGGAAAAAAUUAAGUUUUCAAAUGAGAUAUCUUUGUUCCAUUUAGUUUUAUGUCACAAACGUGGCAUUUGCACAGGAGUGUUGGUAGCUUUUUAAAAUCAUGUGUAUCAUAAUUUCCUCCCAGUGGGAUAGGUGUAGCAUUACUAUUGACACUUGCGUCUUUGUUAUUUCAUACUAAAGUAGUCACGAGGGUGGGGCAACAUUUCUCUCUUUCUCUUUUAGCAGGUGAGUAAAAUGGUUGUAAAAAAUAUCAAUUUUGUGAAAUUUGCUGAAAAUUACAAAUGUCAUUGUUUUAUGACAUCAAGGUUUGCAUCAACCAAUUGUUUUUCAUAAUAUUGAUUGAAAUUCAGAAUUCCAGCCUCAGGGGAAACAGAAAUGACAACCAUGGUCUAACUUUAAUGGUCAGACUGCCCAUAUUCGAUAUACAACCUCGGCCGUGAACACUUAUGUUUAGUACACUACCAUAUUUUAAUGUUGGUAUUUUUGGUGGUACUUGGGAGAGACAAGUCUUUUUUUCGGGGGCACUUGGGAUAAAAA